AUGCUGCUCCCAGAAAAGGACCAGGCUGCGUUCAAGGACUGGUUGCUGCCGAAGCUCGAGAACAUCUCUGAUGCUGAGGGAGGCGUGCUCGCCGAUUAUGUCGCUGCGCUAGUUACCGUCGAUGAAACAGAGGCAAAUGUUCGGCGCAGCUGCAUCGAGUCGCUAGAAGACUUCCUGGGCAAAGACAACACAGAGCCGUUUGUCGACGACGUUAUUGCUGCGCUGAAAGAUAGAGCCUAUGUCCCCAAGCCAAAAUCCCCACCACCGAUCCAAGCCCCACAGUCUGCGCCGAUACAGUCUAUAGUGGGCAGCACGAACCUCGAGUAUGAGCCUCAUCCCUCCAACGCACCGCCCGACGCGCCAAAAGGCCCGGCCGCGACUAGAUUUUCACACCGGCUACCCGACCGACCGACGUAUUACAUGCAGGAUGGAUCAAAUCAGUCGAGGAAGCGCAAGGCGGUAGAAGGCGACAGCGGUAGUGGUAACAGGCCGUCCAAGCAGGCGGCGCGGAGGAGCGGUAGAAGUGGAAGAGCUGGAGACAUGCAGCAAAACGCCUCAUAUGAUUUGAACCGCAUGCCCAACUUUGCAAACCUUCCACCGCUCCCACCGGGACCGCUGCCGUUCGAUCCCUCGGACCCUACGGCUUUCUUUGCACUGGCUGCAGCGUUUGGCGCCAAUCUCCCUGGCAUGCCGCCCAUGUCGUUUCCCAAUGCUCAAGGCAACCGCUCUAGCCAGAAGGGCACCAAGCAGCUGUGUUCCGACUACCAUGAAAAGGGAUUUUGCGCCUUGGGCAAUUUCUGUCCCUUUGAGCAUAGCGAUGCUGCUGUUGCUGUCCCGGCUCACGAAGUCCCCGAAUAUGACCCAGAAAAGUCUUUUCUUGCUGUUCAGCCCCAUCGAAAUACCAGGAAGCAAGCAUCGUCUCACAGCCAACGCCGCACCAUCAAGGCUAGCAAAUCACGCGCGCCCUUCUCUCAGCUCGGCCCAUCAUACGAUCCGUCCAAUACUACGCUGGUGGUUGAACAUAUCCCUCCCGAGAGCUUCAGUGAAGACAGCGUACGAAACUACUUUUCCGAGUUUGGCAGCAUCGUCGAAGUGGACAUGCACACCAACAGGCGAUUGGCAAUCAUCAAGUUCGUCGACCAUUCUGCUGCCAGCCGAGCCUACAGUAGCCCCAAAGCUGUCUUCGAGAACCGGUUCGUUAAGGUCUACUGGUAUUGUGAAGAGGAUCACCCAGAAGAGGAGAAGCUUGACCUUGAGGCCAUUGCCAUCAAGCAGGCAGAAGCGCAAAAGGCUUUCGAGGAACGAAGGAGAAAGGAAGAGGAAGCUGCUGCCAGAGCUGCUGAAAUCGAGAGACAGCUCAAAGAGAAGAAUGAAGAGAUGCAGGAGAUUAGGCGGCAACUAGCAGAAUUGUCUGGUGAUAAGGCAGAUGAGUUUUCAGAGACCUUGGAGACACUUCAAGCUGAGGCCGCUGAACUCUUCGAUCAGCAUGCUCCUGAUCAUUCCGCAAUGCGCGGUCGCGGCCGUGGCGCGUUUCGUGGAGCUUAUCCAGGUCGUGGCUUUGCUCCCUUCCCACCUCGUGGUAGAGGCUUCACAUCCUAUCGAGGCGCGUAUCGUGGUCGAGAAUCUGGCUUCUACCCUGCUGCCUUCCCAGGUCGUAGCGGCGUUAAGAGACUCGACAAUCGGCCUAGGCGACUGGCAGUCAGUGGCAUCGAGGCUGAUACGCCGAGAGAUGAGGCAUUGCGGCAGUAUCUUCUGAACAUUCCCGACUGCACGAGUAUUGAACGCCACCCAGAGCAAGCCGACGCUCUCAUCCUUACUUUCAAGGAGCGGUACCAGGCUGAGAUGUUUCUUGACCAGUCAUUAAAAAUUCCCGAUGUAGGUAAGCUUGACCUUGCAUGGGUUCCUAACGACGCCUUUGGUGGUCUCAAGCCUUCUACGACCACACAGGCAGCACCGACUGGCGUCGAAGAAGGAGACUCUCCUGCUACCAUUGGAGAGACGGAUAUCAAGGUUGAAGAAGAGGAGAAUCAGCCAUUUGGCGGUGCAGAUGCUGACAUGGAUGUUGCGGAUGACGUGGAUCAAUGGCUGUAG
Exserohilum turcica Et28A is the source of this 2091-nucleotide messenger RNA. RefSeq lists its product as uncharacterized. Gene Ontology annotation, biological process: mRNA processing. Gene Ontology annotation, cellular component: nucleus. Gene Ontology annotation, molecular function: metal ion binding; RNA binding. The coding region runs from base 1 to 2091 and encodes 696 amino acids. The transcript has 4 exons. NCBI's taxonomy places the organism in Eukaryota, Fungi, Ascomycota, Dothideomycetes, Pleosporales, Pleosporaceae. The record is from RefSeq and is a predicted model, not a curated record.